Messenger RNA from Tyto alba (common barn owl), 1002 nucleotides. It is a transcript of the gene HDIP1, whose product is annotated as chromosome unknown C16orf87 homolog. The transcript has 4 exons. The record is from RefSeq and is a predicted model, not a curated record. Lineage: Eukaryota; Metazoa; Chordata; Aves; Strigiformes; Tytonidae. The coding region runs from base 188 to 652 and encodes 154 amino acids.
AGAGCCGCUCCGGGGGCGGCAGCGGGGAGCGGAGCGGGCUCCUUUGUCGGAGCGCCGCGCCGGGGGCGGGCGGGGCCCGCGGAGGCUGUGCAGCUCCCCCCGGCUGGCGCCGCGCCCCUGCCCUCCCCGGCCGCCGCGGGGCGGGGCCGCCGGCGCUCCGGCAGCGGCAGCGGCAGCAGCAGCGAGCAUGUCCUCGAGCAGGGCCAAGAAAGUGAAGAUGGCCACCAAGUCCUGCCCUGAGUGUGACCAGCAGGUUCCUGUUGCAUGUAAAUCAUGUCCCUGUGGCUACAUAUUUAUUAGUCGAAAACUCUUGCAUGCUAAACGUGCUGAGAGAUCACCACCCAUCACAGAAAACAAGAGUGAGGCCAAAAGGAGACGGACAGAGAGAGUUAAGCGAGAGAAGAUAAAUUCUGCAGUAAAUAAAGACUUAGAAAACCGAAAAAGAUCCAGGUCUAACAGCCAUUCAGAUCAUAGCAGACGAGGAAGAGGAAGACCUAAGAGUGCCUCAGCCAAAAAGCACGAAGAAGAAAGAGAGAAACAAGAAAAGGAAGUUGACAUGUAUGCUAACCUUUCAGAUGAAAAGGCCUUCGUAUUUUCAGUGGCCUUGGCGGAAAUAAACAGAAAAAUUAUCAAUCAAAGACUUAUUCUAUAGCUCGUAAGCACAAUCUGAUGCAUUUAUAUGCAGAAUGGCUAGCAUAUUUCCAAGGUGUCAUGGACUCUCGGAAAGUGUGUUGUCUGCACCGGCAAGGACCAUAGUAUUUCCUGUUAAAAUUCUGCUGCUGUUCUUGGAAAUCGAAUUUUGUCUCUACAAGUCAGAAAGAAAGUGUUCACAAGAUUGUGCUGUGAAAAAUCAGAAAGCAGAUAUGUUUUACGCCUUGAAGACAAAUGCUAGACAAAUGCACAGAGAGACUGCACCCAUUCCAGAGCACUUCUUUUAAAUUUGCUGCCAGAAAUGCAAUAUUUUAAAUAUUUUCAGAAAUAAACAAUUUUCCUUUAAAAUUA